UACUAGAGAUGUGUUGUAACAAUCCAUUUUCUCAUAUUGAACCAGCCUCGUAUUUCUGAAAUAAAUCACAUGUAAUUGUGGGGUAUUACUUUUUAGUGUCUGACAAUUUAUUUGGGAUUUUUGCAUUAGUAUUCGCAAAUGAGACAUGUCUGUAGCUUUAUAUAUUGGUUAAAUCUUUGUUAACCUUUGGGAUCAAUAUCACACUUGUGUCAUAGAAAGAAUUGGAAAGGUUUCCUUCUGUUUUAAGCCAUCAGGAAUAGUUUAAGAAAGGUUAAGUGAGAUUCCCAUGAAUCCAUCUGGACCUGGUACUCUUUUGUAGGGGAACUCUUUAACUACUUUGUUUUUCCAUGGUGAUUGAAUUGUCUCAUCUUUCUGUCUUUAUGGGACCAACAUGGAUAGUAGACUACUGCAGGAUUUCAGGGAGGAACACAUAGGUCAUAGGAGCGAGGUGAUGGUUUCCAUUUACCUUCUUUGACUCUUUUUCUUCUCCUUCCUUUGCUUUACACCACAGAGACUCCUGGUAGUGACAUGGCAGACCCUCAGGACAACACUCUGAGGAUUGUACUAGUGGGGAAAACUGGAAGUGGAAAGAGCGCAAUGGCAAACACCAUCCUGGGGAGUAGAGUCUUUGAGUCUAGAGUUGCUCCCCAUGCUGUCACCUCCAGCUGUCAAAGAGCAUCCCAGGAAUGGAAGGGGAGGAAAAUUGUUGUUGUUGACACCCCAGGGCUCUUUGACACCAAGGAGACCCUGGAUACCACGUGCAGGGAAAUCAGCCAGUGUGUCCUCUACUCCUGUCCUGGGCCCCACGCCAUUGUCUUGGUCCUCCAGCUGGGCCGCUACACGGAUGAAGAGCAGAAGACCAUGGCAUUGAUCAAGGCUCUCUUUGGGAAGCCAGCCUUGAAGCACAUGAUCAUAUUGUUCACUCGCAAAGAUAACUUGGAGGAGCAGAGACUGAGUGACUUCUUAGCAGAUGCAGAUGUGAAACUAAGAAACAUCAUCAGCGAGUGUGGGAACCGCUACUGUGCCUUCAACAACAGAGCCUCAGAGGCCGAGAAGGAAGCUCAAGUGCAGGAGCUGGUGGAGCUGAUAGAGGAGAUGGUGAAGAGCAAUGGAGGGGCUUACUUUACCGAUGCCAUUUACGAGGACACAGAGAAGAGGCUGAAGCAAUGGGAAGAAGACCUGAAGAAGAUCUACACCAAUCAAUUAAAUAAUGAAAUUAAACUAGUAGAAAAGGAAUAUGCUGAUAAAUCACAGGAAGAACGGGAGGAAAAAAUAAAAUGUCUAAAGAGGAAGUAUGCUGAAGAAACAAAAAAUAUCAGGGAAGAAGCUGAGAAGGGCAUAUUUGAACAUGUUUUAAAUAUGAUUAUGUGGGUGCUUCCAAAAAUAUGGUAUAUGUUUUGCUGGAGGUCCAUCCUAAUGCUAUGGCUUUUGUUUCUUGAUGUACCAGGGCUUAGAGACCAAGAUGGAAGAGCUUCACAGCUGAGACUUGUCUUAGUGGGUAAGACUGGAGCAGGGAAAAGUGUCACAGGCAACAGCAUCCUCAGAGAGAAAGUGUUUCAUUCCAGCAUUGCGGCAUCAGUCACCAAGACCUGUAACAAAGGGAGCAGCAGGUGGCAGGGAAGAGAAAUUGCGGCCAUGGAUAUGCCUGUCAUUUUUGACACCGAGGCACAGGAUGCUGACACCUGCAAGGAGAUUGCUCCCUGCAUCUUCCUGACCUCCCCAGGGCCUCAUGCUCUGCUCCUGGUGGUCCUGCUGGGCCGGUACAUGCAGGAAGAGCACAAGGCCAUGGAAAAGAUCCUGCAAAUGUUUGGACUCAGAGCUAGGAGAUACAUGAUUCUCUUAUUCACCCAGAAAGAUGACUUGGAUGGCAUCAAUUUCCAUGAAUACUUAAAGGAAACACCAGAAGGUAUCCAAGAGCUGGUGGGGAAGUUUAGUGAUCGCUACUGCAUUUUCAACAAUCUGGUGACAGAAGCUGAGCAGGAGGCCCAGAGAAACCAGCUGCUGGCCCUGGUCCAGUGAGUGGUGGCUGAGCAUGAAGGAAGAUGCUACACUAAUAAGAUGUACCAAAAGGCUGAAGAGGAAAUUCAGAAACAAAUACAAGUGAUGCAAAAACUUUACAGAGCAGAGCUAGAGAGACAGAGGGUGCAGCUAAGAAGGGAGUUUGAAGACAAAACCAGAAAGCUGGAAGAUAAACUGGAGUGACAGAUGAAGCAAAACAUGGAGAGAGAAUUGGCAGAGAAAGAGGUUUUCUAUGUCCUAAAGCAACAAAAUUCCAGUUAUCAAAUUGAGAGUCAAUGUUGACUACUUGAAUUUAUCAUAGGAGCACUGAAGAAGGUCUUCCUUGUGGGUGAAGAGGACAAUUGUGUGUCUCAUGGCAUCUUCUCCAAAGAUCUCCUUCACCCUCUGCACAGCCUGCUGGUCCUGGUCAGUGAAUCGGCCCAGCUGGGCCACCAGGAGCAGCACAUGGGGUCCUGGUGCAGAGAAGCAAUGUAUUCUAUAUAUUCAUAUGUCAUGGACAGUUUCCUCUACCUCUUCCAGUCAAAGUCCCCAGAAGCCUGCAAUGUGUCGUCCCUAAAAGGAGAAACAAAGAAUUCACAAGACAGCACGGACCCAGGAGACAGAAAACAUGACCAUUCCUCUUCCUCUACGGCUGACAGAGUGAUAAAGAAGGAAGAAUAUGAAGAGAUUGUCCAGGAGAAUCCUGCAGGAGCACUGUGUCAGGAUCCUAAACAAGACGUUAUAGGAGGUCUGGGGAAGGCCCCACCGAGCCCCCAGAGACUGAGGCUCCUCCUAGUGGGGAAAGCCGGCAGCGGGAAGAGCGCGACGGGAAACAGCAUCCUGGGCAGGAAAGAGUUCCAGUCUAAACUCAGCGCUCAACCGGUGACCCGGGCCCUGCAGAGGGCCAGCCGCGACUGGGCCGGCCUGGAGCUCGAGGUGAUCGACACCCCCGACAUCCUGUCCCCGUGUGCCCCGCUGGAGGCCGUGUGCGAGGCGGUCGUCUUUUCCGCCCCCGGGCCGCACGCGGUGCUGCUGGUGACGCAGCUGGGCCGCUACACGGAGGAGGACCGGCAGGCGGUGCGGCGCCUCCAGGAGACCUUCGGGGUGGGCGUGCUGGCCCACACGGUGCUGGUGUUCACGCGCAAGGAGGACCUGGACGGGGGCUCCUUGGAGCAGUACGUGCGGGAGACCGACAACGAGCCCCUGGCCCGGCUGGACCGGCAGUGCUCACGGCGCCACUGCGCCUUCAACAACGCGACGGGCGGCGCGGAGCAGGAGGCGCAGCUGCGGGAGCUCCUGGCGCAGAUCAACUGCAUCCUGUGGGAGAACAACCACCGGCACUUCAGCAACCGCGCCUACCGCUACUGCCAGCGGAAUGGUCUGCGCGGAGACGGCCAGGAGAAGCAGGUGCCCGGGGGGAGCGGCUCAGAGGAGGCGCCCGGCGCGGAGCCCUGGCGAGAGGGUCUGUGCCAGAUCCAGAAGGAAUCGGAGGAAGUUUACAGACGUCUGCUGAAGAGGGAGCCCAUUUGAGCCUCGGCCGGGCCUCAGCCUCCGUGGCCAGCUGUCGGCCUCUCCGUGCCCGUGGGUCCUUGGCCAUCCCAGUCUCCUGAUCCGCGGGUGCGGUCCGGAGUGCCCAGCUCGAACCCCCCGGGGGCCUUCAUCACACCUUCCGGGGCGGUUGAAUGGCUUCUACGCUGUAGGGAGCAGCAUGCCAGGUGGAGCGGAGAACUCUGCAGUGCGCGGGCGUCUUUCUGGAGGGCUGUUGCUGCGCAUGGAAUGGGGUCUGGCUCUGGCCAUCUAGCUGCAUAAGGAGAUAGGUAUGCCUCGGGUGCACCUCAGCUUCUUUGAGGUUCUAGAUGCUUCUGGAGAGUCUGACCAACUGAUGGAAGCAGAAUUGGAGCAGACUGGAGCAACAUACCCGCCCCUAGUCUCUUUUCCUUCCUUCAAGCUGUGUGACAGAGGGUCUCCAGUUACCUUCAUCUGGGAGGGGUGGGAAGUGCUGGAGGGCGGUCAGAGAUCAGAGGACACAGCGUCAGGUCUGUUUGGUUUAGUCCAAUGGUUAAGUCUCUACAACCAGAUGCCCGCGGACUACAUCUUGCAGUGUGGAGGCCGGGACACCUCUCUAACCCAGACCUAAUGGACCUCUAAGAAAGUUUGAGCGUUUCUUUUGCCAGAAUAUUCAGAAAAGUGUCUCAGGGCCCAACAAGACUUAUUUGGGGGUGCAUACUUAAGUCUUUGUGCCAGAACCAUUUAUUAGAUAUGCCAUCAAUUUCCCACUGAACUGAAGCACGUUGAUCAUAUGAUACGUUUUCAUAUUCUGUAAGAUCUAUGUCAGGAUUUUCAAUUCUGUUCUUGUCUCCUACCGUUCUUCCUUUCUUAUGAAUAAAAUAUUGAUUUCA
Panthera uncia (snow leopard) is the source of this 4397-nucleotide messenger RNA. RefSeq lists its product as uncharacterized. Gene Ontology annotation, molecular function: GTP binding. The record is from RefSeq and is a predicted model, not a curated record. Lineage: Eukaryota; Metazoa; Chordata; Mammalia; Carnivora; Felidae.